UAUAUCCAGAAAUAUCGACCAAACGAAUAAUAUGAAAACCGGGUUGAAUUCGCGAUUUCUAAUUAGUCUGAACAAGUGUCAGUUGAAAAGUCAUUUGGACAAUGCAAAGCCUUUGGGGCUGCUGAAAGCGCACCCUUUGCAUACUAGUGCAGGAAAUGCCGCUAUCCAACAAUCGUAUAGUUCAAGACAUCAGCAAAGGCGAGAAUAUUCGUUUAUCCAUGACACUAGUUACAUGUACUUUAAUGACGAUGUUCGGUCCGAAGUGGCAUUAUUUGAAAUGUUCAAAAGUCAAGAUACUGGACUUUUACCGAUCGGAAAAUUCUUAUCAGCUUUAAAAGCCACAGGUCUUCGCAAAGACGACCCAAGAUUGAAAACAACAUUGGAAACGUUAAAACGAAUCAACAAAAGUAUCGACACGCAAAAAUUAAAUUUAGAAAAUUUUACAAGCAUUGUAUCGCCUAGCAUAGGCCUGAUAUCGCGGGCAUUUAGGCAUCAAUUCAUCGUACCUGAAUUUCAAGAUUUUUGCAAAGAUGUAGAGGAGAUCUACUGGAAAUGCAAGGACAACCAAAGCGGAACAGUGGCUUCCUACAUCCCGCAAUUAAAACGAAUGGACCCGAAUUUUUGGGGGGUCAGUGUGUGCACUGCAGAUGGGCAAAGAUACUCCAUUGGGGAUGUGCACACCCCAUUCACAAUACAAUCGUGCAGUAAACCCCUGACGUACGCAAUAGCUCUAGAUUUGCUGGGUGCCGAUGUGGUGCAUAACUAUGUAGGGCAAGAACCGAGUGGCCGAAACUUCAACGAACUUAUUUUAGAUCAUAAUAAAAAACCCCAUAACCCCAUGAUAAAUGCAGGGGCUAUUUUGGUAUGCGCUCUAUUGAAAACAUUGGUGGGGCCUGAGAUGAGUUUGGCGGAAAAGUUCGACUUCACCAUGAAUUAUUUUGAAAGGCUUGCUGGUAAUGAGGACUUGGGUUUUAAUAACGCUGUAUUUUUAUCGGAACGCGAGGCGGCCGAUAGGAACUAUGCCCUUGGAUUUUACAUGCGCGAACACAAAUGCUUUCCAACGAAUGCCAAAUUUAGGGAAUGCAUGGAUUUCUACUUCCAAUGUUGUUCGUUGGAAGCAAACUGCGAUAUUGUGUCGGUAAUGGGCGCGACUUUGGCAAACGGUGGCAUUUGCCCGCUAUCCGAAGAAAAGGUCCUAAAAUCCGAAAGCGUUAGAGAUGUCCUCUCCUUAAUGCACAGUUGCGGAAUGUACGACUACUCAGGUCAAUUUGCGUUUAAGGUUGGAGUACCUGCCAAGUCCGGUGUCAGCGGGUGCCUCUUGGUCGUCAUACCUAACGUAAUGGGGAUAUGUUUGUACUCGCCUCCUUUAGAUGCAUUAGGAAACAGCUGUAGAGGAGUGCAAUUUUGCGAGGAGCUGGUCAAAAAGUUCAACUUCCACAGAUAUGACAAUUUAAAACAUGCAACAGACAAAAAAGACCCUAGACGGCACAAAUUCGAAACGAAAGGACUGAAUAUCGUAAACCUAUUAUUCUCAGCGGCUGCAGGAGACCUACCCAGCCUAAGAAGACAUAAGCUAUCAGGGAUGGAUAUGACCUCAUCGGACUAUGACGGACGUACUGCUUUGCACUUGGCAUCGGCCGAGGGUCAUUUAAAUUGCGUGGAAUUUCUUCUGCAGCAAUGUCACGUGCGACAUGACAUGAGGGACCGUUGGGGCAACACUUCGCUAGACGAGGCGACUAGAUUUGGCCAUAUGGACAUUGUGGAAGUGUUGCAGCUGUGGGAGGAGCAAGUGAAAAGAGAAAAAACCAAUAAAACGAACGAAGAAGAUCCGCCAGUUAAUAUAGUGGAUAAUUUGAAAAAAUGAUGGAACGCGCCAAUAUAGUCGAUGUAGUCAAUUGUUUUUGUUAAAUGAGUAAGCAGUAUUUUAAUGUGGUUGGACAAUUUUUUCAUUUCAGUAUUAUUGUGAUAUUUAUGAAUCUAAGCAAUAUUUUUAAUAAUGUGUGAUGACAAUAAAUAAAUG
Molecule: messenger RNA, 2020 nt
Organism: Brassicogethes aeneus
Lineage: Eukaryota; Metazoa; Arthropoda; Insecta; Coleoptera; Nitidulidae
Source: the annotation of a GenBank genome assembly